Messenger RNA from Debaryomyces fabryi, 213 nucleotides. RefSeq names its product H(+)-transporting V0 sector ATPase subunit e. Gene Ontology annotation, molecular function: proton-transporting ATPase activity, rotational mechanism. Gene Ontology annotation, cellular component: vacuolar proton-transporting V-type ATPase, V0 domain. Gene Ontology annotation, biological process: vacuolar acidification; proton transmembrane transport. The record is from RefSeq and is a predicted model, not a curated record. The coding region runs from base 1 to 213 and encodes 70 amino acids. The transcript is spliced from 2 exons. Lineage: Eukaryota; Fungi; Ascomycota; Pichiomycetes; Serinales; Debaryomycetaceae.
AUGAGUGGAUACACUGUUAUAAUUGCAUUUAUUCUUACCGCUGCUUUAUCCACGUUAGCAUGGAUAUUUGCUCCAAAAGAGAACACAACUGUUUGGAGAUCUUCGGUGAUUUUGGGUUUGUCAAUGUGCUAUUUGAUGUGGGCAAUUACCUAUCUUAGUCAAUUACAUCCAUUAGAAGCACCUAGAAGGUCGGAUUUAAGGCCUGAAAAAUAG